This is a messenger RNA of Amphibalanus amphitrite, 813 nucleotides long. Its product is annotated as glutaredoxin-like protein C5orf63 homolog. The coding region runs from base 225 to 620 and encodes 131 amino acids. Lineage: Eukaryota; Metazoa; Arthropoda; Thecostraca; Balanomorpha; Balanidae. The transcript is spliced from 3 exons. The record is from RefSeq and is a predicted model, not a curated record.
GCAGCUCGCGAUUGGAAAAGUCGAGCGUUGCCUAGCAACUUGCUGCGAAUUUGAACAACUUCUGCAGGUUACCUGGUGAUGGCCAAUGCACUCCAUGGCUAUUAGACUUUUGAACACCCAUAUCGACAUAAGCUCCCCUUGAGCUCCCCUAUAAGCAGCUUUUAGUAAAUAACUAAAGAGUAGACAACAAAUGGGCUGCCCCCCUCUUUAUCUUAUUUUUGAGAAUGGUUGUGUGUAAUGUUUCCCUGAAGUUCUUUCGGGCAGUUGGGAGCUUAGGGAGCAGAAGCUCCGGCAAUAUUCGAAUUCAACCAAGCUCGACAUCUCUUCGUAGACGUUUCUGUCAGAGCCCACCGGGAAAACGGCUGCCGGAGCUCACCCUCUACACCAAGACGCCGUGCCCUCUGUGUGACGAUGCCCUGGAGGCACUGUCGCCGGCACUGCACCGGGUGACGCUGCGGAAGGUGGACAUCACGCUGCCGGAGAACCGACGCUGGUACAAACUCUACCGCUACGACAUCCCCGUGUUUCAUCUCAAUGGAGCCUUCCUCAUGAAACACCGGGGCGACAUGAAGGUUCUGUUGGAGGCGCUGGAAGCGUGGGAGGGGGCGGAAUCCAGGUGACAAUAUUUGUCAUUUAGAUUAUGUCCGUGUGCCCAUGAACAUUCAUAGAUAAUGUGUCGUCUCGCGAGUCCUGCUGAAUGCCUCAUCUGUAGUUCUCUGCGUAUUGCGUAUGGAAUGGAUCUAGUUGCCCUGAAGAGUUAUAGAUGCCUGUUAGAUAUUUUCUGAGCUUGCGAAUAUAAUAGGCUGGGAGACA